Messenger RNA from Phacochoerus africanus (Common warthog), 818 nucleotides. RefSeq names its product heat shock factor 2-binding protein-like. The coding region runs from base 49 to 516 and encodes 155 amino acids. Gene Ontology annotation, cellular component: cytosol. NCBI's taxonomy places the organism in Eukaryota, Metazoa, Chordata, Mammalia, Artiodactyla, Suidae. The record is from RefSeq and is a predicted model, not a curated record. The transcript has a single exon.
ACCCACAAAAAUCUGGAAAGGAAAGAGCAAGAAUUAGAGCAACUGUAAAUGGAUUGUGAGCCCUUCAAAGCCCGCCUGGAGUCUGUGCAAGAGGACAGCGUGCGAGAGAAGGACAAGCUGGCUCUCCGACAGCAGUGGAAUGAAGCAAAGCAGCAGCUCCUGCAGCAGGCAGAGUGUUGCACAGAAAUGGGUGCGGCAGCCUGUACCAUUUUGUGGGGCGUCUCCAGCAGCGAGGAAGUGGUCAAAGCCAUCCUAGGAAGAGAUAAAGCUUUGAAGUUUUUCAACAUCAUUGGUCAAACAAUGCAGAGUUUUGUGAAGUCCCUGGAUGGGGUCGUCAAGGAGCUGGAUUCUGAUGAAAAUCAGUUUGUUUUUGCUUUUGCUGGAAUCGUAACGAAAGUUGCUGCCAUCGCUUAUGGUGGUGAAUUCCUGGUUAACUCAAGUCGGGUCCUCCUGAACACCAUACUGCAGCUUCUGGGAGACCUGAGGUCCGGGCAGUGUACCAGACUCAAACUGUGAAUGCUGAUGUCUCUACAACGUGAGCAUCAAUUUGAAAGGCUUGAAGUACAUUAGCCAGAGUCCAGGAUUCAUCCCUUUGUUGUCGUGGCUUUUGAGUGAUCCGGAUGCAGAGUUGUGUCAUCAUGUGCCAAGACUCAUCCAGUCUGUGGUUCUGGAACCAGAAGUCUGCUCCAAGUCGGCCUCGGAGCUUCGGAGCUCCCUGCCCCUGCAGCGCAUCCUGGCCGGGUCCAAGAGCCGAAACCCCCGCCUGCAGACCGUGGCCCAGGAGCUCUGAGAGGACCUCCGGGCUCUGGAGCGCGAUG